CCCACCAUGUCGAACCCUACACCGGCCCAAGAAGAAUUCGCUGCCUUUCUCGACAAGAAUAGCCGUGAUUCACUGGACGGAAUACACCCCGAAGACAGAGCGAGUGCUGCUAGAGAGGCAGCUGACCACAGCGAAGACGAGGAGGAACUGUAUCGCGCGCAGAAAAUCGACGAAGCCAUGAGGAUGCCUACUAUGGACUCUCGCACAGCGUUGCGCCUCCCACCAACGUCGUUCGACGACGGCCAUUCUACUGGUGUGAAGGGUGUGAUUGCCGACGCAAGAUCAUACGAGAAUGCGCGGCAACGGACCUGGAAGGAUAAGGCGCGCGCUGUUCGCCGAAGUGUCUUUGGUCUCGAAGGAGGCAGGCACAGCGGGACCGACAGCGACGCAAGCGGAGCUGAGGACGCCGAUGAGGAAGAGUUCUUGAACCGCUGGCGGGAAAGCAGAAAGAGAGAGCUGGAGGAGGAGAGCAGGAAUCCUGUGCGGAACAGGAGGACAAGCCCAAGCGUCAGGAUGUAUGGCCGUUUCGAGGAGGUUGAUGCUCUUGGCUAUCUGGACUCGAUAGAAAAGGUUGGGAGGGAAACAGUUGUUGUGGUGUUUGUCUAUGACCAUCAGAGCGAAGUAUCAGCGGCAAUCGAAUCAGCCCUCGUCCCCCUCGUCUCAACACAUCCCACUGUUCGGUUUGUCAAAGUACACUACGAGGAAAUCGAAUUCGACAACGCCGGUGUACCGGCGGUGUUGGCCUACCGCAACCAAGGCGACCUUUUUGCGAACCUGACUGGCAUACUGGAGUUGAUCCCAGAUGAGGAUGACUUCGACACGGAUGCCCUCAAGAGGAUCUUUACCAAGCACAACAUUUUGUGA
Podospora anserina S mat+ is the source of this 864-nucleotide messenger RNA. RefSeq lists its product as uncharacterized. The record is from RefSeq and is a predicted model, not a curated record. Gene Ontology annotation, biological process: regulation of G protein-coupled receptor signaling pathway. The transcript is spliced from 2 exons. NCBI's taxonomy places the organism in Eukaryota, Fungi, Ascomycota, Sordariomycetes, Sordariales, Podosporaceae. The annotation marks the transcript as partial.